Molecule: messenger RNA, 1224 nt
Organism: Parastagonospora nodorum SN15
Lineage: Eukaryota; Fungi; Ascomycota; Dothideomycetes; Pleosporales; Phaeosphaeriaceae
Exons: 4
Coding region: 1-1224 (407 amino acids)
Biological process (GO): iron ion transport; intracellular iron ion homeostasis; copper ion import
Cellular component (GO): plasma membrane
Molecular function (GO): ferric-chelate reductase activity
Source: RefSeq, a predicted model, not a curated record
AUGUCCAUGGGCAUGGGCUCCGCCGCCCUCCCCAAACUCUACGACUUUCCCAAAAUCUACUGGGCCGUGGUGGGCAGCGCAAUCGGCGUCGCCACACUCGUCAACCUCUACAACCACAUACUAUGCAGACAGCGCCUUUCCGCGGCGAAAUCCGGGACCCGAACACCCGCGAAGCCAAGCUCGUGGCUGACACUCGGUGUCGCGACAGUAUAUGCUUUGACACGCGAGGCGUCAAAUUACUCUCUCUACAUACCGUUCAAGAAGCGCGUAUUUCGCUUUCCAUCCGUCGGGCGAGCGAGCUUGGUGCUUGCCAACGCGGUGACUCUGAUUGUGCUGUGUUUAUACGGCCUCGAUCUGACCGGCCGAUUUACCAAGGAGGAUGUAGCGUUUCGCUGCGGCGUCGUGACGCUCGGGCAGGUCCCGUUGAUAUUUCUCCUUGCGGGCAAGAAUAAUAUCGUCGGAUAUCUCAGUGGCGUGAGCUACGAGCGCCUGAAUUGGCUUCAUCGAUGGUGUGCGAGGACUAUGCUUCUCACGGCGACGAUUCACAUGGGGUAUUUCUUCGCGUCGUGGGACCAGUACAAGUACAUUCCAUACAAGCUCAAAAACGACGAACUUGCAUGGAAAGGACUAGCAGCGUGGUCUGUGUUGGUAUGGAUUGUACUCAGUUCCAUGACGCCCAUCCGAGGAUGGAAUUACGAGCUAUUCGUGGUGCAGCAUCUCGUGUCGUUUGGAGUGUUUCUUGGCUUCGUGUACAUCCACAUUCCCAAGGAUACAAAGGGCUAUGUGUGGGUUCCUGUUGCGCUGUUUCUCUUCGACCGCGGGCGCUUCUUCAAACAUGCCGAGAAGUCAAGUGGCCUGUCGGAUGGAACCUCAAAAACCAAAACAGUCACAAUCGAAGGCCCCUACGGCGCCCUCCGCCCUCUCCGCCAAUUCGACAGCGUAGUCCUCCUCGCCGGCAGCACAGGCGCAACAUUCACCCUCCCCCUCCUCCGUGACAUUCUCCACGGCUGGCGCGAAACGUCCACUUCAAACUCCAGCUCCCGAUCAUUCUUCUCUCGCCAAACCGGCGCCGUCGCGCGGCACGUCCGAUUCGUCUGGGUCGUCAAGAGCCGCGGGCAACUGAGCUGGUUCGGCGCACACCUGUCGUCCAUCGCGGCGGACUUUGAGAUCUUGCAGGAUAGACUGAGGGAUGUGAAGUUGGAGAUGGGAGUACCCGAGACAUAA